UCCCCCUGCUUUUGAAUUCCAAGUCUUCUCUCUAUGUUUCCGGAGAUGGGACGUCUUCGAUUCAUUUGAUUGGGUGGGGGAAGACUUGCGAAAUCAACGCAUCAUGACGAACAUUCAUCCUCUCUGAAGUCUUACAUUUUUUAACCUUUUUAGUAGGCUAGAAUCUAGACCACUGAUUAAUCUUUUAUCCGUUCACUGCAUCGGCAUGUAUAUAUAGGUGUCACUGCAAAUAUGGCAAUGGCAUAAAGAUUAGGCGCAUUUGGCAUAUAGUCCCAAUAUCAUCUCUCUCUCUCUCUCUCUCUCUCUCUCUCUCUACAAAGAAACCAAAUCCUGUUACUCUCUCUCUCUCUCUCUCUCUCUCUCUCUCUCUGAAAAAUUAGUUUCUGAGAUAAAAAUGAGCUGUGCGAGUGUGCAUAUACGUACCCUCACCAAGGAAGACAGUACUCUCAAAGAGGAAGGACAUGAAUCAAAAUCCACUUUCAACUUCCAAACCUACAUGAUCCAGAAAGCCAAAUCCAUCAACCAAGCUCUAGACGCCGCUAUUCCACUGAAAGAGGGCCAGAAGAUCCAGGAGGCCAUGCGCUACUCCCUUCUUGCCGGUGGCAAGCGUGUUCGCCCUGUUCUAUGCACUGCUGCCUGUGAGCUCGUUGGCGGGUCCGAGUCCAUGUCGAUGUCCGCUGCAUGUGCUGUCGAGAUGAUACACACCAUGUCUCUGAUCCACGACGAUCUUCCUUGCAUGGACAAUGAUGAGCUCCGCCGAGGAAGGCCAACGAACCACAAGGCUUUCGGCGAAGCUAUUGCGGUUCUUGCCGGAGAUGCGCUUCUGGCCUUGGCGUUCGAGCACAUAGCAGUUUCCACCGCGGGCGUGCCGCUGACAAGAGUCGUCCGCGCAAUCGGCGAGUUAGCCAGGUCGAUAGGGCCGGAAGGGCUUGUUGCUGGGCAGGUAGCAGAUAUGAGUUGCGAAGGGCUCCCUGUCUCUGAAGUGGGGUUAGAACAGCUCGAAUUCAUUCAUCUGCACAAGACAGCAGCAUUGCUGGAAGGUUCGGUCGUUGUGGGAGCGAUUCUGGGAGGAGGGUCGAACGAGGAGGUAGAGAAGUUAAGGAGGUUUGCAAGGUGUAUUGGGUUGCUAUUCCAGGUGGUCGACGACAUUCUUGACGUGACAAAGUCGUCGGAGGAACUGGGGAAGACGGCCGGAAAGGACUUGGUAGCUGGAAAGGCUACGUAUCCGAAGCUAAUGGGGAUCGAGAAGUCGAGGGAAUUUGCCGAAAAACUGAACAAGGAAGCUCAGAGUUGGCUAUCUGGAUUUGAUCCGGAAAAGGCCAAACCCUUGCUUGCUCUGGCCAAUUACAUUGCUCUUAGGCAAAACUAGUAAUGCUACUCUGUUUUGCUCAUGAUUUAGCUAAUUAUAAGCUGCUAGCUAGUUGUGUGAUCCAUCAAUAUUAUAAAUGGGACUAAAAAUAAAGGAAAAUAAAAAUAAAUAAAUGUAUUAUUUUUAUUAUCUUAAUAUAUUAUUAUAUCUACCCGAAUUGAGUUUCUCGUAAUAUAAUAAUAUGAAUGUACGAAUUAAUUCUAAUACAAAUCCGAUCGCAAUCAUGUAUUAAGUUGGUCAC
Molecule: messenger RNA, 1610 nt
Organism: Carya illinoinensis
Lineage: Eukaryota; Viridiplantae; Streptophyta; Magnoliopsida; Fagales; Juglandaceae
Product: geranylgeranyl pyrophosphate synthase, chloroplastic-like
Exons: 1
Coding region: 395-1369 (324 amino acids)
Biological process (GO): isoprenoid biosynthetic process
Molecular function (GO): geranylgeranyl diphosphate synthase activity
Source: RefSeq, a predicted model, not a curated record